Molecule: messenger RNA, 495 nt
Organism: Theileria orientalis strain Shintoku
Lineage: Eukaryota; Apicomplexa; Aconoidasida; Piroplasmida; Theileriidae
Exons: 2
Coding region: 1-495 (164 amino acids)
Biological process (GO): actin cytoskeleton organization
Molecular function (GO): actin binding
Source: RefSeq, a predicted model, not a curated record
AUGGCUGAUUGGGUACCAGUUUUAAAGGAUACAGCUCUUCUUAACAAUGGUUGUUACGGUGCCGGAAUAGCAAACGGUGAAGAUGGAGAACUGUUUGUUGCCGGAGAUAUUGACCACGAUGGACUGCACUGGGAUAGCGUUUACAAGGAAAACUACGAAUUUGAAACCUCAGACGAUAACGGUAACCCAGUUAAGCUCCAGAUAGAUGAAAAAUUUACGAUUAAGGAAGUCUUUGAAAAGAAGAUGUCUACCAACGGCAUAUUCCUGGGAGGAGAAAAAUACACCUUCGCCUCGUACGACCCAGCUCUGGAAAGCGGAUCUUUCACUUUCGAAUGUGUUUGCGGAGCGAAAAACAAGGGAGGCUGCCACCUGAUAAAAACACCAGGAAACUACAUAGUGAUCGUGGUGUAUGACGAAACAAGGGGCCAAGAUAAAACAGUAUCUAGAAUGGCAGCAUUCACAUUGGCAGAGUACCUGGCAAACAACGGUUACUAA